CGAGGCAGCAGGUUGCUGCGUGAAUGUGGCGCACGGAGCGUCGUCCUCCGCUGGGCCGGUGUACGGUUCGGACGGUGUGUCCGGCAUCCAGCUGAGAAUCGGGACUUAAUACGAAAGUGAAAAAUAAGUUCGUUUCCUGAGGCUACAACUUCACUGACUCACAGGCGGCUGCACCCAGAGGCUUGUAUGCACCUUCAGCUGUGACUUGGUUUGAACUCAGGCAUCAGAACACUCCAACCACCAUGCUAAUCCAUAAGCAUAUUCUGAACUACAGCCCGUCUUUCACUCCGUGCAUGUUUAUUUCCAUUCUGCUGGUUCUGCUCCCGGGAGUCACACAUUUCUCUCAUGGCAGUGACAACCAUGAAGACACGAGCGGAGCACCGGGCAACUGCUCCAGUGAAGACAACUGUUCUGAAGGAGUGGUGCUACCCCUGUGGAAUCCACAAAACCCUGCUGUGGGUGACAAGGUGGCACGAGCCAUCGUGUACUUUGCAGCUCUCAUAUACAUGUUCCUGGGGAUGUCCAUCAUUGCAGACCGCUUUAUGUCCUCGAUUGAGGUCAUCACCUCUCAGGAAAAGGAGAUCACCAUCAAGAAGCCCAACGGUGAGACGACGACAACUACAGUACGCAUCUGGAACGAGACGGUGUCCAACCUGACUCUGAUGGCACUGGGCUCAUCGGCUCCUGAGAUCCUGUUGUCCGUCAUUGAAGUGGUCGGCCAUAAUUUUGAAUCCGGCUCUCUGGGUCCCAGCACCAUUGUUGGCAGCGCUGCAUUUAACAUGUUCAUCAUCAUCGCCAUCUGCGUCUACGUUGUACCAGAAAAUGAAACCCGUAAAAUAAAACACCUGCGUGUGUUUUUUGUUACUGCAGCUUGGAGCAUUUUUGCCUACAUCUGGCUCUACCUGAUCCUGUCUGUGUUCUCCCCUGGAGAGGUGGAGGUUUGGGAGGCUGUCCUCACCUUCCUCUUCUUUCCUCUCUGUGUGCUACAAGCCUGGAUUGCAGACCGCCGUCUGCUCUUCUACAAGUAUGUUCGCAGGCGUUACCGUGCCGACAAGACCCGUGGUAUCAUCAUUGAGUCCGAGGGAGAUGCCAUGUUCACUAAAAUGGACUUGGAAAUGGAUGGCCAGGAUGUAAACUCACACACACACCCAAAAGAGGCUCUGGACGGAAUGCUAGAAGGGGAUGAGGAAGGUGGACUGAUGAUCACAGAGCAAGACCAAGAGGAAGAGGCCCGGCGGGAGAUGGCUCGAACUCUGAAAGAGUUAAAACAGAGACACCCAGAGAAGGAUAUGGAGCAGCUCAUUGAGAUGGCCAACUACCAAGUUCUUAUCCAGCAACAGAAGAGCCGAGCCUUCUACCGCAUUCAAGCCACACGCAUGAUGAUUGGCGCUGGCAACAUCUUGAAAAAACAUGCGGCUGACCAGGCCAGGAAAGUGGUGAGCUGUCAUGAGGCCAGUGGCCAAGAAGAGGAUCCAAAUACUAUCUAUCUCCAGUUUGACCCGUCUCAUUACCAGUGCUUUGAGAACUGCGGGUCAUUGAAGCUGUCAGUGAGCCGCCACGGAGGAGAAAGUGGCUGCACAGUGAAGGUGGACUACCGUACAGAGGAUGGGACUGCCAAUGCUGGAUCAGACUAUGAGUUUGCUGAAGGCACUUUGGUCUUCAAGCCUGGUGAGACCACAAAAGAGUUCACUGUAGGUGUUAUUGAUGAUGACAUCUUCGAAGAGGAUGAGCACUUCUACGUGCGCCUCAGCAACCCACGAAUCGUGCACCGAGCUGAGGUUUCCAUCCUUGAGCCCAGCUCCAUCACCUCCAGCAACAGCAUGGUGGGUAGUGUUAUCUUAUCACACGUGCCCCCAAAGGCAGCUCUGAGCAAAGCUCACAUGGCCACGGUGACCAUCUACGAUGACGACCACGCCGGCAUUUUCACAUUCGAGAGCAAUUCCACACGGGUCAGUGAGAGCAUUGGCAACAUGCAAGUCAAGGUUCAUCGGACGUCGGGGGCAAGGGGGAAGGUGGCAGUGCCUUAUCACACUGUGGAGGGAACCGCCAAAGCUGGAGAGGACUACGAGGAAGUGUCGGGCAAGCUGGAGUUUCAGAAUGAUGAGACCAUGAGGCUGUUGGAUGUGAAGAUCAUAGAUGACGAGGAGUACGAGAAGAACAAGACUUUCACCAUCAUUUUGGAGGAGCCCAUUCUGCUGGAGGUGGGACAGCGGCAUGGAGAUACAAAUGAUAACAAGACUGCUGUGGGGCCCGAAGAUGUUUCAAAAAUGGGUUGCCCUUGCCUGGGAGAGCACACAAAGCUGGAGGUGGUUAUUGAGGAGUCUUAUGAAUUCAAGAGCACAGUGGACAAACUGAUCAAAAAGACCAAUCUGGCCCUGGUGGUGGGGAGCAGCAGCUGGAGGGAGCAGUUUGUUAGCGCCGUCACUGUCAGCGCAGGUGACGAUGAUGAGGAAGAGAGCGGCGAGGAGCGUCUGCCGUCCUGCUUUGAUUACAUCAUGCACUUCCUGACCGUAUUCUGGAAGGUCCUCUUCGCUUUUGUCCCUCCCACUGAAUACUGGAAUGGCUGGGCCUGCUUCUUUGUGUCCAUCUCCCUCAUCGGCGUUCUGACAGCCGUGACCGGAGACUUGGCCUCUCAUUUCGGCUGUACCGUCGGUCUGAAGGACUCCGUCACCGCUGUGAUCUUCGUGGCUCUCGGCACUUCUGUUCCAGAUACAUUUGCGAGUAAGGUAGCUGCCAUCCAGGACCAAUACGCUGACGCUUCCAUUGGGAACGUGACUGGCAGCAACGCAGUGAAUGUGUUCCUUGGCAUCGGUGUGGCGUGGACCAUUGCAGCUGUCUACUGGAAGACCAAGAACCGGACAUUUAAGGUGGAACCGGGUUCCCUGGCUUUCUCUGUCACCCUCUUCACCAUCAUGGCACUUGUGUGUGUGAUGGUGCUGCUUUACCGCCGGCGUCCCAGUGUGUCAGGGGGAGAGCUCGGGGGUCCACGGACAGCCAAGCUUCUCACCUUCCUGCUGUUCCUCUCCCUGUGGUUCAUCUACAUCCUGUUGGCUUCCUUGGAGGCCUACUGCCACGUGCCUGGCUUCUGAGUCCCAGAUCCUCUCCUUGUUUUUACUGUCUCUUUUCUCUCUGUUCUUCUGUAUUUUCAUGAAGGUUUAUAAAUAUUUGUAUCAUUAGUUUUAGUAUUGAUACUGCACAGUAUCAAAUUGACUUUUGAAUCUUCUGACUUUUGAACUUUGUUAACCAACCCACUCUGGUGUGAAGGAAAGCUUUUGCCACUGAAACAGCACCUCUUACCACCACACGUCUCCUUUUUUAAAGGUGUCCAGACAACAUUUAUGUAAUCAUGCUAUUAGCUUAAAGCUACAGCGUGUAGGAUUUAGGGGUUUAUUAUUGUUUUGCACAUCAGCGAAGUGGUGAGCAAGGUAUUAUUUUCACUGGCAUGUGUGUGUCUGUAGACAAGAUAAAUCAAAAAGAGCUGGACAGAUUUCCAUCAAACUUAGUGGGAAUAUGGCUUUAAUAGAUAUCUACAGGUGAUUAGAUUUUGGAGUAGUUGGGUCAAAGAAGGUCAAGGGAAA
Messenger RNA from Thalassophryne amazonica, 3578 nucleotides. RefSeq names its product solute carrier family 8 member 4a (gene slc8a4a). Gene Ontology annotation, molecular function: calcium:sodium antiporter activity. NCBI's taxonomy places the organism in Eukaryota, Metazoa, Chordata, Actinopteri, Batrachoidiformes, Batrachoididae. The coding region runs from base 243 to 3089 and encodes 948 amino acids. Gene Ontology annotation, cellular component: postsynapse; axon; sarcolemma. The record is from RefSeq and is a predicted model, not a curated record. Gene Ontology annotation, biological process: sodium ion transmembrane transport; calcium ion import across plasma membrane; cell communication. The transcript has 9 exons.